Messenger RNA from Vicia villosa (hairy vetch), 2955 nucleotides. RefSeq lists its product as uncharacterized. The record is from RefSeq and is a predicted model, not a curated record. Bases 1 to 2955 code for a protein of 984 amino acids. The transcript has 5 exons. Lineage: Eukaryota; Viridiplantae; Streptophyta; Magnoliopsida; Fabales; Fabaceae. Gene Ontology annotation, molecular function: zinc ion binding.
AUGGGGAAGAAGAAGCGUGCGUGUAAGAAAAAUGUUCCGCCACCGUCAAAGGCCAACAAACCGCCGUCACAGUCCAAGCAAAGGAAGAAAAAGGAGCAGGAGGCGGUAAAGUCCAAGACGGAGAAGAAAGUCAGGCAUGCAAACAAGAACGAAGAAGGAGGAACCUCCGUUCGUGAUGAGGAGUUUAACGAUAAGUUCAGUGCUAUAAUCCAAUAUGGUGGGGAGUUUGUGUUUCUGAACGACGGUCGUACGAUUUAUAGAGGUGGUAUAUCGUCGUUAGUUUCGGGACUCCGUUUAGAAGAGUUUACCUUGGAUAGUAUACAUAGGUUGGUGAUGGGUUGGGGUUACUGUGAAGGGACAUAUAGAAUCUGGACUCUAAUUCGUGAAAUAUGUGAAGAUUAUUUUCAGAUUAGAAAGGAUGAUGAUUGUUAUGACUUUGCUGCAUAUAACUGUGUGAAUCGAAUUGACGGGGAACUUUUUAUAGAGCAUGAUGUUGUAGAUAUUGGAGCAACCGUAAGACUUCCUAGGUGUGUUAAUGAGGUUGGUGAGAUGGAAGGAAGUGAUGAAGACGAGGUUGAGGGGCUAGGUGAUAGUGAAGAUGAGAGGGCCACUGCGCUUGUUGAUGGUUUUGAGGGGAUAGAUAUAAGUUUACCACAGAAAGAGGUCCCAAAAGUUGCUGAAUAUGUUAGUGUUAGUAAAGAGAAACCUUGCGAGGAAGAUGAAUAUUGGGGUAUGGAAUUCAACUCCCUAGAUGAAUUUAGGUAUGCCAUACGUGAAUGGUCUGUAUUAAAUGGGAGACAAAUUACUUUUGUCAAAAAUGAAAGCGAUAGGGUUAGGGUGGUGUGCAGGGCCAGUUGUGGGUUUUUAAUGCUAUGCUCCAAAGUGGGCCACAAGAGGACAUUUGCUAUAAAAACCAUUGUAGACAAACACACUUGUGCUAGGGUUUUAGACAAUAAAUCUGCAAAUUCAAGGUGGGUGGCUAAGAUUGUUUUGAAGAAGAUGCAGACCUCACAGGAUGUCAGAAUCACUGAUAUUAUACAAGAUCUGAGGCAAAAUUACUCUGUAGGUAUAACUGUUUGUAGGGCUUGGAAAGUAAAACUCAUAGCCAAGAAGAUGUUGGAGGGAGAUGCAGAUAGGAAAUAUGCAAUAUUGAGAAGGUAUGCUGCAGAGUUAUUAAGGGCCAGCCCUGGAAACACUUUGGCUAUAACUGUUGAAAGGCCUAAUCCAACAAUCCCACCAAGAUUUGGUUGCUUCUAUUUCUGCUUUGAGGGAUGUAAAAAGGGUUUCAUUAAUGGAUGUAGGCCCUUUGUGGGAGUGGAUGGCUGCCAUCUUAAAACAAAGUAUGGUGGUCAGUUGCUAAUUGCUGUAGGGAGGGACCCUAAUGAUCAGUAUUUUCCACUUGCUUUUGGGGUUGUGGAGACAGAAACAAAAGAAAGCUGGAAGUGGUUCUUGGAGCUGUUGAUGAAUGAUGUGGGCCAGAGCAAUAGAUAUGUGUUCAUAUCAGACCAACAAAAGGGUCUUGUUGCAGUCUUUGAAGAGAUGUUUGAAAGAAUUGAGCACAGGGUUUGUUUAAGGCAUCUAUAUGCCAAUUUCAAGAAAAAAUUUGGAGGGGGUGCACUCAUUAGAGAUCUAAUGAUGGAGGCUACAAAAGCCACUUACUACCAAGGCUGGUUACAAAAGAUGAAUGAAUUGAAGUUGAUAGAUCUUGAUGCCUGGACAUGGUUAAUGGGUGUUCCUCCAAAGUCAUGGUGUAAGCAUGCUUUUUCCUUUUACCCUAAAUGUGAUGUAGUAAUGAAUAACAUAUCUGAAUCAUUUAAUGCUACCAUUUUAAGUGUAAGAGACAAACCUAUUUUGACCAUGUGUGAGUGGAUUAGGCUGUACUUGAUGAAUAGAUGUUCUGCCUCAUCAGCCAAACUAAAAAAAUGGCCUCAUAAAGUAAUGCCAAUACCUAGGAAGAGGCUUGAUAAAGAAGUCAUGCUAAGUGGGCACUGGUUGCCCACUUGGGCAAUGGAAGAGACCUUUGAGGUGAAUCAUUCAUAUAAUGGUCAGAAGUUUAUAGUUGACAUUGCUAAGAGAAGUUGUACUUGUAAUUUCUGGGAGCUAGUUGGCAUCCCUUGUAGACAUGCUAUUGCUGCUCUAUCUUUCAGACAACAGAAUCCAGAAGAUUUUGUAGACAGUUGCUAUCAUAGGGACAAGUAUGCCAUAUGUUAUAGUUUUCCUAUAAGUCCAAUAAAUGGUGAAGAAAUGUGGCCUGAGGUAGAAGCUGAUCCAAUAAUGCCCCCCAUGUACAAGAGAGGUCCUGGCAGGCCUAAGAAAUUAAGGAUUAGGGAGUAUGGAGAAGAAGGUGCUAGAAGAAGGAGAUUACCAGGUGUGUCUUAUAGGUGCACCAUUUGUGACAAAUUUGGUCACAAUGCUCAAACUUGCAAAAGCACAACUCAGAAUCCUAAUGCACUUAAAAGAAAGAAAAAGGUUAAGUUGGAUGCUCAAACUGCUGCGACUCAUGGAGCUGAGUCUGGUGCAACUGAUGUAGCCCAAACUGCUGCAACAGAUGGAGUUCAAACUGAUGCAACUCAUGGAGCUGAGUCUGGUGCAACUGAUGUGGCCCAAACUGCUGCAACUGAUGGAGUCCAAACUGCUGCAACAGAUGGAGUUCAAACUGAUGCACAUCAAACUGAUUUUUUUGGAGAUAUCACUGAUGAUGUGAUCUCAAGCCUGCCAGAGUUUAACUCUACCCAAUGCUCUGCUGUGGAUGGAACCUCACAAAGGAGAGGUAAGAAAAAGAUGUCACCUACCAAGCCAAUCAAUAGGAGGACAAGUGAAAGACAGAAGUUGUUCUGGUUUAAAAAACCAAUAACUGGCCCAGGUGCUAGCUCUGAACAACCAAUAUCAGUGACUGAUGAAGAUAACAAUGAUGAGUCAAGGCGUGGGAAGAAGAAAUUGAAGAAGAACUAUUAA